This is a messenger RNA of Drosophila virilis, 4035 nucleotides long. RefSeq names its product transient receptor potential (gene trp). NCBI's taxonomy places the organism in Eukaryota, Metazoa, Arthropoda, Insecta, Diptera, Drosophilidae. Gene Ontology annotation, biological process: regulation of cytosolic calcium ion concentration; calcium ion transmembrane transport. The record is from RefSeq and is a predicted model, not a curated record. Gene Ontology annotation, molecular function: inositol 1,4,5 trisphosphate binding; store-operated calcium channel activity; protein binding. Gene Ontology annotation, cellular component: cation channel complex; plasma membrane.
UUGCGGGCAGUCCAACGCGGCUAAUUGGAGGCACAACAUCGUGCAGCACAAAGGGAUACGUCCGAGGCCCCUCAUAAAUAAAAAGGAUUAAGCCAGGAUAGUUCGUUUUGUGUUAACUGAAAAUGUGAAGUGUUUGGCAACUCUGCUUGUUUUGAUUGAAUUCGAUAUUGUGUUAACAAAGGCCGCGCCAUGACGGAAACAGAUGCCGAAAAGGCGGCUGGCUCCCGCCUGGAUUACGAUCUGAUGAUGGCCGAGGAGUAUAUACUCAGCGAUGUGGAAAAGAACUUCAUUCUGGCCUGCGAGCGUGGUGAUUUACCAGGUGUCAAAAAAAUUCUUGAGGAAUAUGCCCAAACACCAUCCGAUAAGUUUAACAUCAACUGCACGGACCCCAUGAAUCGCUCCGCACUGAUUUCAGCCAUUGAGAAUGAGAAUUUUGAUCUAAUGGUAAUAUUGCUUGAGAAUAAUAUUGAGGUGGGCGAUGCUCUUUUGCAUGCCAUAUCCGAGGAGUAUGUGGAGGCUGUCGAAGAGCUCCUGCAGUGGGAGGAGAGCAAUCACAAGGAGGGACAACCCUAUAGCUGGGAAUCGGUGGAUCGCUCCAAAUCUACAUUCACUACGGACAUAACGCCGCUGAUUCUGGCUGCACAUCGCAACAAUUACGAGAUACUCAAGAUCCUGUUGGAUCGCGGUGCAACGCUGCCUAUGCCUCACGAUGUCAAGUGCGGCUGUGAUGAGUGCGUGACCUCGCAGACCUCCGACUCCCUGCGUCACUCACAGUCGCGUAUAAAUGCUUAUCGUGCCCUCUCGGCUAGCUCGCUGAUAGCUUUGAGCUCACGUGAUCCUGUGCUCACCGCGUUUCAAUUGUCCUGGGAACUGAAGCGGUUGCAAGCCAUGGAAUCGGAGUUUCGUGCGGAAUAUACGGAAAUGCGUCAAGCGGUGCAGGACUUUGUGACGGCACUUCUGGACCACGCACGCACUUCCAUGGAGCUGGAGGUGAUGCUUAAUUUUAAUCACGAACCAUCGCAAGCAAUUUGGGGUCCUGGCCAGCGGCAGACUCUGGAUCGCCUGAAACUGGCGAUACGGUACAAGCAAAAGACGUUUGUGGCACAUCCUAAUGUCCAACAAUUGCUAGCAGCCAUUUGGUAUGAGGGCUUACCUGGUUUUCGACGUAAACAAGCCUCCCAGCAGCUCAUGGAAGUAAUCAAGCUGGGCUGUAGUUUUCCUAUCUAUAGCUUGAAGUAUAUCCUGGCGCCGGACUCGGAGGGUGCCAAAUUCAUGCGCAAGCCGUUCGUUAAGUUCAUCACACACUCCUGCUCCUACAUGUUUUUCUUGAUGCUUUUGGGCGCUGCUUCGUUGCGCGUGGUGCAAAUUACUUUCGAGCUGUUGGCUUUUCCCUGGAUGUUGACCAUGUUGGAGGAUUGGCGGAAACACGAACGCGGCUCGCUGCCUGGACCUAUUGAACUGGCUAUUAUCAUGUAUAUAGCGGCGCUUAUUCUCGAGGAGCUCAAGAGUCUUUAUUCCGAUGGCUUAUUUGAGUAUAUCAUGGAUCUGUGGAACAUUGUGGAUUAUAUAUCGAAUAUGUUUUAUGUCACUUGGAUACUUUGUAGAGCUACCGCUUGGAUCAUAGUGCAUCGCGAUUUGUGGUUCAGAGGCAUUGAUCCCUACUUUCCGCGUGAGCAUUGGCAUCCCUUUGAUCCCAUGUUGCUAUCCGAGGGUGCCUUUGCUGCGGGCAUGGUCUUCUCCUAUUUGAAGCUGGUGCAUAUAUUCUCGAUUAAUCCGCAUUUGGGACCGCUGCAAGUGUCACUGGGCCGCAUGAUUAUCGAUAUUAUAAAAUUUUUCUUUAUCUAUACCUUGGUUUUGUUUGCCUUUGGCUGUGGCUUAAACCAGCUGCUCUGGUACUAUGCGGAACUGGAGAAGAACAAGUGUUAUCACUUGCAUCCUGAUGUGGCGGACUUUGAUGACCAGGAAAAGGCCUGCACCAUCUGGCGGCGAUUCUCCAAUUUGUUUGAGACCUCGCAGUCGUUAUUCUGGGCGUCCUUUGGUCUUGUGGAUCUCGUUUCCUUUGAUUUGGCUGGCAUCAAGAGUUUCACACGCUUCUGGGCGCUGCUGAUGUUCGGCUCAUACUCGGUUAUCAAUAUUAUUGUGUUGCUCAACAUGCUGAUUGCCAUGAUGUCUAAUUCGUAUCAAAUCAUUUCGGAGCGUGCCGAUACCGAGUGGAAGUUUGCCCGGUCUCAGCUGUGGAUGAGCUACUUUGAGGAUGGUGGCACCAUACCACCGCCCUUUAAUUUGUGCCCCAACAUGAAAAUGUUGCGCAAGACACUUGGACGCAAGCGACCUUCUCGCACCAAGAGCUUCAUGCGAAAGUCCAUGGAGAAGGCGCAGACGCUGCAUGACAAAGUGAUGAAGCUGCUGGUGCGUCGCUAUGUGACCGCUGAGCAGCGGCGUCGUGACGAUUACGGCAUCACCGAGGAUGAUAUCAUUGAGGUGCGGCAGGAUAUUAGUUCACUACGCUUUGAGCUCCUGGAGAUUUUCACCAAUAACAGCUGGGAAGUGCCGGACAUUGAGAAAAAGACACAAGCUGCCGCGCGCACCACCAAAGGCAAAGUAAUGGAACGUCGCAUUAUGAAGGACUUCCAGAUUGGCUUUGUGGAGAACCUGAAGCAGGAAAUGGACGAGAGUGCGAACGGACUCGACAUCUUCUCCUCACUGGCCAAGGUCAUAGGCAGAAAGAAGACCCAAAAGGGCGAUAAGGACUGGAAUGCCAUUGCCAGAAAGAACACGUUUACUGCGAAUCCCAUUGGCUCCAAGCGCUUCUCCAUGCAGCGUCACAGCCAGCGCAGCCUGAGGCGCAAGAUAAUUGAGCAGGCAAACGAGGGUCUACAGAUGGAUCAGAGCCAGUUGAUAGAAUUCAAUCCCAAUCUGGGCGAAGUGACGCGUGCCACUCGCGUAGCCUAUGUGAAGUUUAUGCGAAAGAAGAUGGCGGCUGAUGAGGUUUCUGUGGGUGAAGCUGAUGAAAUCACUAAGGGCGAUGAUGAGAAGAAACCAGACGCAAAUGGCUCCAGAAAAUCGGCAAGUAGCGCCGGCGGAGGUGCCUCCAUCUUGGCAGCGGCCGCACGCGCAUCCGUCAAGAAUGUGGAUGAGAAAGGCAACGGCGUGGACAACAAGGAUAAUAAAAAAGCAGAUGACAAGAAACCCGCUAAUGGCAAGAAACCUAAUGGCGAUAAUAAGCCCGAUGCUAAGCCCCAAGCACCUGCUGCUGGCGUAAAACCAGGCGAACAGAAGCCCGUGGUGCCAGCCACUAAGCCACCAACUGCUGCCAGUGGCGCUAAGCCCAAUGAACAGCCGAAGUCUGGAAGCGAUGCAGCCAAGCCCAAUGCACCGGCACCACCAGCAAAGCCCGCUGAUGUUAAGCCUGCGGCGCCUAAGCCAAAUGAAACCGCAAAGCCGGAAGCGGUGGCCAAGAAGGAGGAAGCAACCAAAAGCGAAGCGGCAAAGCCAACAGCGCCUGCUGGAACAGCUACCAAAAGUGCAGCGCCUUCGGCGCCCGCGGAUUCCACGCCGGACACCAAUACAAAAGCUGCAGCGACAACCACUACGCCCAGCGGCACUAAGGCGGCCAAUGAGACCAGCGGCGGAGCCACGCCGGCCGGCAAGUCCGAUGAUAAGAAAAACGGACAGGAUCAGAAGGCCGAUGACAAGAAGGAAAAGGAUCCGAAUGGCAAGCCGGGCGAUUCGAAGCCCACAGCGGCAGCUGGAGACAAGCCGAGCGAAGACAAAAAACCCGACGCUAAGAAACCAGAGGACGAUAAGAAACCCGCUCCGGCACCACUCAAGCCAGCCAUGAAGGUGGGCCAAAGUAGCGCCGCGGCGGGCGGCGAACGCGGCAAAUCCACCGUCACAGGCCGCAUGAUCUCCGGUUGGCUGUAGAAGCAAAGCCAAAAGAUAAUUUUUCAAUAAAAUUUUCGUUGAUUUCCCUAGCCGAACUAAGUACUUAAAAUGUGUGUGAACAAAUAAACGAAAUUUAAACUAAAAACAAAA